AUGCCGCGGAGGGAGACAGCGCGGCUCGCGUGGGAGGCGGGAAAACAGAUGGACCGCUACCUCCGCCAACGCGCCUGGGAUUGGACGUUUCGUAAAAACUUCACCCUCGCCAGCGAUUACGCGAUUCGGUUGUUAAAUCGUCAUCCGAGCGAUCCCUUAGGGCUUCUUCUCGGCGAGAUCGCCGGUGAACGCGCGGGGCAGGGGGACUUCGCCGGGAAAUGCAUCGACGCGCGACGACGGUUGUGCAGGCGAAAAAACGUCGACGACGUCCUCACGUUGCUCCCAUCAGGGGGAUCCCCUGCUGUGGAAGAAAUCCACGCCCUCCUUCGCGAUCUCGAGGAGGAAAAAAUGGAAGAAAAUCCAACCAAAGACCCCUCCACAACCGUCUCGCGUAGUGAACGUCUGAUGGUGCGGGAGACGGCGACCUUCGCGGAGGUGGCGGCUGACGUCCGCCGCUGCUGUCGUCGCCUCACCUCCUCCUCAUCGCCCGCGAAAGGGGAGGCCAACCUGCGGAAAGCAACAGACAUGAACGGCGUGAACGAAAUUGAAAGGUUGGAAAAAACGGACGAAACGCGGGUGGAGUUGAUGGAGCCCAAAGGAGGGGGUGUUUUCGGGCGAGGACUUUACGCGGCGCGGCGUCUUUCCUCUCGCGAGGCUCUCCUCGCCGACGACGCCGCCUUCGCGUUCGCCCUCGACGAAGGCCGCUGCGCGCACUGCCUCUCCCCCCUCCCACCAAUCCCUAUCGUUUGCCCGCACUGCCGCGAAGCAUCCGAAAGACAUGAAAGAAACCAUCCAAACGGUCACAAAAGCGUUGCAGAAGAAUUCCCAAAAGGAGGGGCGGAGCGGUAUUGUGGGAAAGGAUGCCAGGAGGCGGCCUGGGCGCAAUACCACGCCUGCUGCUGCCCGUCCGUCAACCCGGGCUUCGCGCGUUGGCAGCAGGCAAUGACGGAGGUGCUUUACGGUGAAAACGAAAUGGAAAGAAGAAACGGAAACGGGGAAAAGAAUCUGAUCGAAGGGCUCGAUGCACGCGCGGCGCUUUCCUGCCUCGCGGUUGCGAAACUUUGCGCGAUGGCAACGAUGCAACAGCUGCAUCCGCUCGCGCUGUCGGCGUUGCGAGGGUUACGUGGCGUGGUGGAGUACGAGCCCGCCACCGCGUUGAGCGAGAUCGGGGCGCUCGCGAUCGCCUUUUCCGAGUUUUUCCGUCAGCCCAAUCUUUUCAUGGAAGAAAUUCUUUCCAUCCUGGCGUUGCUGCAGACGAAUGAAUUUUUUCUCCCCGAUCGGGGUGGGAUCGCGUUGUACCCCACCUUAAGUCUUCUGAAUCACAGCUGCGAUCCGAAUUGUGCGGUGAUCCCCGGCAACGGACCGUUGCAGCGGCGACUGAUUUCGCUCCGCGAUAUUCGCGAUGGCGAGCAGCUUCUGAUUGACUACAACGCGCACCUGACGUCGAAGUUGGAUUAUGAGCAUCGCAAAGCGCUGUGUGCGCAGCGGCAUUUUGAGUGUUUCUGCGUGAAAUGCAUCCGACAAAUUUGA
Molecule: messenger RNA, 1530 nt
Organism: Phytomonas sp. EM1
Lineage: Eukaryota; Euglenozoa; Kinetoplastea; Trypanosomatida; Trypanosomatidae
Source: the annotation of a GenBank genome assembly